Molecule: messenger RNA, 3092 nt
Organism: Bombina bombina (fire-bellied toad)
Lineage: Eukaryota; Metazoa; Chordata; Amphibia; Anura; Bombinatoridae
Gene: TLR5
Product: toll like receptor 5
Exons: 3
Coding region: 175-2751 (858 amino acids)
Biological process (GO): toll-like receptor signaling pathway; inflammatory response; immune response
Cellular component (GO): membrane
Molecular function (GO): protein binding; transmembrane signaling receptor activity
Source: RefSeq, a predicted model, not a curated record
UCUCCCCAAGAGCUCCAGUGCAGCCGCCUCACUGAGUUUACUCAAAAACAGCUGGGAGAAUGCAAACAGGCGGAGGGAGCGUACGGCAAGCGCUGGGCACAAGCAGCAUGCCCAGUAGUGUGGCACAGCAGUAUUGCCAGUAGUGUGCCACUGCCUCAUCUGCAAACAGGCACCAUGGAUCCCUGCGCUCUGGUUACAAAAAGGAGGAUGAUGUUUUUCCCAUUAACAUUUUUAAUUGGAGUAUAUCUUCUGGCUUUUAGCGGAGCUCAGAACUGUGCAAUCGUCAAUAAAAUUGGCAUUUUUAAUUGGUGUAACCUCACUAAAAUUCCACAUGUACAAAAUGAUACGGUGAAGCUAAUGUUACUCUUCAACUACAUAACAGAAAUCGAUGCCUCCUCCUUCCCUCUUCUGAAGAAUUUGCUUUUUCUGCACCUGGGCUCACAAAGAAACAAUUCACUAACAAUAAGAAAGAAUAGUUUUCAAAACUUACCAAACCUCAUUGAGUUGGAUUUAGCUGACAACAAAAUUCUGAUUCUUGAUCCUGAAGCUUUUUUAGGGUUGUCAAAAUUACAAAACCUUAUUUUGUUUAACAACAAUUUAAAUGAGUCAAUUUUGGAAAAUGACUAUUUUAAAGAUUUGAUGUCUUUGCAAUUCUUAGAUCUUUCCAGUAAUAAAAUAGCUUAUCUCAAACCUAAUCCUUUGUUUUACCAUCUUUUUUACUUUUACUUAAUUAACUUAAAGCAUAAUCAAAUAUCCAGAAUUUGUGAAGGAGACCUUUACAGCUUUCAAAUGAAAUACUUUGCAGUAAUGGAUUUAUCAGCCAAUCAUCUAUACAAAUCAAACAUCUCAGUCUGGGAGCAAUGUGGGAAUCCUUUUAGAGAUAUUCAAUUUGACACUUUGAUACUUUCUAGUAACGGAUUUAGUGCAGACAACACACAAAAACUUUGCAAUGCCUUGAAUGGAACAAAACUUAUUCAACUAAAGUUAUCUUCUCAUAUCAUGGGACCAGGAUUUGGGUUUAAGAAUACUAAAGACCCAGAUAAUUCCACCUUUGUGGGUUUAGCAAAUAGUGAUCUGAAGAUUUUAGAUUUAUCAGAAGGCUCUAUUUUUCAUUUAAAACCGUACACAUUUGGCAAUCUGUCUAAGCUAGAAAUGCUCAUACUCAAUAACAAUAAAAUAAACUCUAUUGAAGAAUUUGCUUUUCAUGGUCUACAUAGCCUUCAAAUCCUUAAUUUGUCUCAAAAUUUAUUAGGUGAACUAUAUAGCCACACAUUUGAUGGACUUCCAAAUGUAACCAUAAUUGAUUUGCAACAAAAUAAUAUUGGAGCUAUAACAACAAAUGCCUUUGCAAAACUAACACAGUUAAAGUAUUUGGAUCUUCGUGAUAACUCUAUUAAAUCUAUUCAAUUUUUUGCAAACAUGAAAUUUGUAGAGUAUAUUUUUUUAGGAGGAAAUAAACUGAAAAUGAUAGAUAGCUUCAAAGUAGACACCAACUUUGCAGAUUUCUCAAGCAAUCGGUUGAAAAACCUUGGUGAUCUGCAUAAACUUUUAACAAACGAGUUUCUUAAUUAUGUUAUUUUGAAACAAAAUGUUUUUUUGGAAUGCUUUGUCUUUUACAAUAUUUCCAAUAAGAAUUCACUUAUACAUCUUGAUCUGUCAGAAAAUGUUAUAGAAUUAAUAUGGAAAAAUGGACAGUGUUUGGAUGUGUUUCAUAAACUUUCUAAGCUAUUGACUCUAAAGCUAAAUAAUAACUACCUUACCUUUUUCCCAGAUGGUAUCUUUAAUGGGUUGACAUCUUUAAAAACUCUUAAUUUGUCUUCCAAUUUGCUCACUUAUAUUUUCCCUGGAGUUUUUCCAACAAAUUUGGAUACCGUUGAUUUGUCCAAAAAUAAAUUGCUUUCACCCAGUCCUGAGAUUUUUGCUUCCUUACAGGCACUUGACAUAACCUAUAACCAAUAUAUUUGUGACUGCUCUAUCACAGAUCUUAUAAUAUGGCUAAAACAAACAAACACUACUCUUUUGGGUGAAAAAGAUGACAUUUAUUGUGUGUUUCCACAAAACUUCAGAUUUGUCCCACUCCAUAAUCUCACAACAGAUGGAUGUGAUGAAGAUAUCAUAUUGAUGCCUCUUAGGUUUUCAUUGUUUGUUUUCACCAGCUUCUCCAUCAUAAUGUUCUUGAUAGCAGUAACAGUGUAUACCCAGUUCCGAGGGCUGUGUUUUUACCUGUUCAAAAGACUAAUAGACUCUGUACUCCAAGAUCCGCCCAGUGAAAACUCUGACCUGUACAAAUAUGAUGCUUAUUUUUGCUACUCUAGCAAGGAUUUUCAAUGGGUUCAAGAUGCUUUUUUCAAAAACCUUGACUCUCAGUACUGCGACAAGAACCGUUUCCAACUGUGCUUUGAAGAAAGAGACUUUAUUCCAGGAGAGGAUCAUAUUAUGAAUAUCCGAAAUGCAAUAUCAAAUAGUAAAAAGACAAUCUGCAUUGUGACAAAACGAUUCCUUAAAGAUGGAUGGUGUGUAGAAGCGUUUAACUACGCACAGAGUCGAUAUUUUAGUGAACUGAAAGACGUGCUUAUUAUGAUAGUGGUUGGGUCACUAUCGGAAUACCAGCUGAAGAGAUAUCAACCUAUACGGACAUUUGUACAAAGAUCUCAGUAUUUAAAAUGGCCAGAAGACUACCAAGAUAUCGACUGGUUUCUAGAUUCGUCUCUCCUACUUGAGCUACGGACACCAGUGACAACAGCCUCUUGAAGAAGUUUGUCCCGCACCUCCUUCUCCCAACUGUUGAAACGCACACUCUUUGAUGUGGAGUGCAUGAUUGACAUUUUCCUUUUGAGCAUCGCCCUGCAAUCAUAAUACCUAUAAAUCAAAUAAAAACAUAUUUUUUGGUUAGAAAAUAAUAAAAAAAAAACAUUGAAAAACUAUAAUGACUUUAUUUGAAAAUAAGGAUUUCUUACAUUUUGCAUCUGAUUAUUAACAUCAAAAGAAUACCAGCGGAGCUAUUGGAAAUGACUGACAGUGCCUGACCUUUACCCCGGAUUUUUAGAGUAUUCAAAAGUUAUAUUAUAGAGAUGGAUAGAUUAAUAGAAAUA